Protopolystoma xenopodis is the source of this 444-nucleotide messenger RNA. NCBI's taxonomy places the organism in Eukaryota, Metazoa, Platyhelminthes, Monogenea, Polystomatidea, Polystomatidae. The record is from the annotation of a GenBank genome assembly.
AUGCGUCUUGUCGUAGGUGCCCUUUCCCUUGUAAUUGCCCACGUAUCCCUCGGCCGCCUUGGCGUCAUGAUCUUGACGACCAUCGAGACCUUUGCCCUUGCCGGAUUCGUCGAAGCGCUCUUUAUGCGAGCCGGUGUACUUGGACGUGUCCGUCAGCCGCGAGGUCGCCGCAUCCGACGAGGUCGUCUGACGAGCCGGUUGAGGGUUGGGGGCAAAGAGGAAGAGGCAAGCGGGAGGAGAGUGAGGAGAAGAGGAGAAGUGAACGCUUCAAGAGGGCUGGAAUGCCGGUCUCGUGGGCGCAAGGGUGUUACGACAGUGCGUCGCCACAUUAGCAGACCUCGUGACGGCGUUGAAAUUCGCACAGCCCUUAAGCCCAAAAGAGGUCUUUCAGCUCGGCCUUCCUCUGCGGGACUCGAACCCGCGUUGGGCCAGUGCAGCUCGUGA